Messenger RNA from Epinephelus fuscoguttatus (brown-marbled grouper), 1434 nucleotides. RefSeq names its product prostaglandin E receptor 1c (subtype EP1) (gene ptger1c). Gene Ontology annotation, biological process: adenylate cyclase-activating G protein-coupled receptor signaling pathway; inflammatory response; positive regulation of cytosolic calcium ion concentration. The record is from RefSeq and is a predicted model, not a curated record. Lineage: Eukaryota; Metazoa; Chordata; Actinopteri; Perciformes; Serranidae. Gene Ontology annotation, molecular function: prostaglandin E receptor activity; thromboxane receptor activity. Gene Ontology annotation, cellular component: plasma membrane. Bases 97 to 1248 code for a protein of 383 amino acids. The transcript has 3 exons.
UCAGGAAGCUCUGCGGACAGGAAAGACACAUUCGUCCUCUCUCAUUUACUCCAAGUCAUCCUCAAUAAUCCAGUGUUCAUCCAGAGUCAUCUGAAGAUGACACUGAAGAUGAGGACAUCAUCUGUACUCAUGGCUUCAGUUUUCGCAUCUCCUACGCCAUCCAUCGUCCAGCAAAACCUGAAGAUCAACUUCUCUGAACAAACAAGUCCCUGGCUGAACAACAGCACGUGGCCACCCAUCAAAUCUUCAGGUUUAGGGCUGUCUUGCUUCACUAUGACACUUGGCGCCAUCUCUAACCUCACAGCUCUGGGCAUCCUAGCUAAAUCCCGUGUCCGAUUCCGUCGCCAAUCCAGAGCAUCAUUUCUGUUACUAACAAUGGCUUUGCUUUUGGCUGACCUUGCAGGUCACGUGAUUCUGGGUGCCUUUGCUUUGUAUCUGCACGUCAAUCAGAGGGAUAAAAUGCAGGGCGGGAAGCCUACUAAUGCAUUCUGUCAGAUCUUUGGGGCAAGUAUGGUGUUUUUUGGCUUAUGCCCUUUGCUGUUGGGUUGUGCGAUGGCAGUGGAGCGCUGUGUGGCCAUCACACAGCCCUUUUUCCAUGCUGCUAUGAUCACAUUGGGUCACGUGUGGCGAGUUGUGUUACUUCUGCCCUCUCUUGCACUUGUGCUGGCAGUUCUACCUUUAUUUGCUGUGGGGACUUACACGACCCAGUAUCCUGGGACAUGGUGUUUCUUGCCUAUCCAUGAUCCACAGUCUGCAGCUGACACCAGUCUGGUUCUGGCCUUCUCAUGUGUGGGUCUCGCUGCACUUGCUCUUUCCCUACUCUGCAACAUCAUGAGUUGUCUGGCAUUGCUGCAGGCCAGAAUUAAGUCCAAAAAUGUUAAAACUAAAUCAGCAGUCUGCUGCAGCACUCGUCGAGCUUCGACUUCUUCCUCUUUGUUUUGCUCGUUGGAUGUGGAGAUGAUGGUGCAACUGGCAGUGAUCACUGUGGUUUCCUGUGUAUGCUGGGGUCCCUUUCUUAUCCACAUUUUUGUGAUGCAGUUCAAACAACGAACCUCCACCCAUGAGAAAGAUGGGUUCAUUCUUCUGAGCUUGCGUAUAGCCUCCUGGAAUCAGAUCUUGGAUCCCUGGGUUUACAUCUUACUGAGGAAGGCUGUGCUUUUCCGAGUUUGCUGUGCUUCCUACACACAGAGACCCUCAGAGGCAGAGAACAGGUCCAGUGCAGACAGGCAGGACUCCAGUGUGCAGUGACAAUGUUGCCCUUGGACUCUUUUCCUUUUAUGGACUGAAAUAAAUUAUUUCUGUAAUGUGUGUUGUGAAAAAAUUUAAACUUUGCUCUGCUUUCAUCAGGACUUUGCGAGGUCCAUACUCAGCAAGCCAAGCGUGUACAAUGCAGUAGUGUGAAUAAAGGGAUGGAAACAGACUUUCCCAACAUUU